GUGAAUAAUAAAAUAAUAAUCAAGAAAUUACAACACAAUGCCCGAUAUCGAGUCUUCAGAGACGUCUCCUCUUCUUUCACCGUCUUCAACUAUUGUUUCAUCAGAUACGAUAUCCCCGGAUCACCCAGAUCGCUCUAUCGAACAUGACAUCCUCCCUGAGACGGCCACCUACGGCCGAAAUUUAUCGUGGUCGAGUGCUUAUAUUUUGGUAAUAUCACGAGUGAUUGGAAGUGGCAUCUUUGCCACACCUGGCGCGAUAGUCAAAUCUGUUGGUAGUGUAGGGCUUGCUCUAUCGCUAUGGGUAGCAGGAACGAUACUUUCAGCCUGUGGAAUGGCGGUAUCGCUGGAAUAUGGGUGCAUGUUGCCUCGGUCUGGUGGUGAUAAGGUAUAUCUUGAGUUUACAUAUCGGUAUCCGAAAUUCCUCGCGUCGACUUUGAUUGCCGUGCAGGCAGUCCUGUUAGGGUUUACGGCAAGCAACUGCAUCAUCUUCUCGAAAUACACUUCAUUUGCAUUGAAUAUAGAGCCAACUGAAUUUCAGAGCAAGGUGUUGGCAGUGGGCCUGCUUACAGUGAUUACUAUAAUCCACGGCCGUUUCAUGAAAGCCGGUAUUGCUAUUCAAAACGCUUUGGGAUGGGUGAAAAUAUUCCUCAUUGUUUUCAUGGCUCUCAGCGGGGUUUACGUUAUUCUCUUCCACGAAAGGAGCGAAGUGGCUCCUACCGUAUUGGCCAGAUUUGGAUCCCAAGAUAUAGACUUUUGGGACGAACUAUGGAAAGAUUCUGACUGGAGCUGGAAUACGCUUUCGACUUCGCUAUUCAAAGUAUUCUAUUCGUACGCCGGGUUGAGCAACAUGAACAACGUACUUAACGAGGUUAAAAACCCGGUACGAACGCUAAAAACAGUGUGUCCGGCUGCGUUGAUCACGGCGUGUCUUUUGUACCUGCUCGCAAACGUUUCUUAUUUCUUGGUUGUCCCCAUCGAAGAGAUAAAACAGAGUGGAGAACUAGUCGCGGCACUCUUUUUCGAGCGUGCAUUUGGCCCGCACCUUGGAAGGACUAUUUUACCCCUGAUGAUUGCCGUAUCGGCGGUUGGAAAUGUCAUGGUUGUUACUUUUGCCUUGGCCCGUGUCAAUCAAGAAGUCGCUCGGCAAGGAUUUCUUCCAUUCGCCAGAACAAUAUCGUCAUCUAAGCCAUUCAACUCACCCUUAUGGGGCCUAGUUGUACAUUACGUGCCAUCAUUUCUGGUAAUUACCAUUCCGCCUCAAGGUGGAAUAUACAACUUCAUUCUAGACGUUGAAGGUUACCCCGGUCAAUUUUUUGCUCUCGCCAUCACAGCGGGUUUGAUCCUUCUUCGAUACAGACGACCCGACUUGAAGCGACCAUUCAAGGCCUGGCUGCCUGCUGUGUGGCUGAGAGUAGUUACAUGCCUGGCGCUGCUGGCAGCGCCGUUUUUCCCACCAGUUGAUUGGAAGGGUGAUGUUGACUUUUUCUAUGCGACGUAUGCUAUUGUUGGUAUUGGAAUUAUUUUGUUCGGCGUCCUGUAUUGGUACAUAUGGACAGUCCUCCUUCCCAAAUGGGGCGGUUAUACGUUGGAAGAAGAGGUGGAGGUUUUGGAUGAUGGGACUAGUAUUACAAAGCUAGUGCAUUCCCACAAACUGUAA
Molecule: messenger RNA, 1657 nt
Organism: Talaromyces proteolyticus
Lineage: Eukaryota; Fungi; Ascomycota; Eurotiomycetes; Eurotiales; Trichocomaceae
Product: putative methionine permease
Exons: 3
Coding region: 38-1657 (539 amino acids)
Biological process (GO): amino acid transmembrane transport
Cellular component (GO): membrane
Molecular function (GO): L-amino acid transmembrane transporter activity
Source: RefSeq, a predicted model, not a curated record